AUGAGCACCCAACAGCUUGAAGUGGACACGGCGCCCGGUAGACCCGUGGUGCGUAUGAUGGUCUUGGAGACAGACAAACCACACCCAGAGACCGAGUCCCGUCGGGGUACCUUUGGCGAGAUCCUCCACCACCACUUUGCCAAAGCCGGCGAUGACCAUGACCCUCCCCUCGGCAUUGAGACCGAUACACGCUACGUUAUCACCGAAAAAGGAGGCACCAUGCCCAAAGCUCACGAGUUCGACAACUGUGAGGCCCUUUUGAUCACGGGCAGCGUGUACGACGCCCACGGCAAUGACCCCUGGAUCUUGGACCUCCUUGCCCUUCUCAAAGAACUCUGGCUGAAACACCCCAAUAUGCACUUCUCCGGCGUCUGUUUUGGCCACCAGCUGCUCUGCCGCUUUCUUGGGUCCGAGAUUGCCUCCGCCGCGCCUACGGACUGGGAACUGGGCCACUGCAAGAUCAACCUCAGCCCCCUCGGCCAGAAGCUCUUCCAGACAGACACACCCGAAGUACACCUUCACCAGAUGCACCAAGACUAUGUCGUCGCCCCUCCGACCGUCGAGUCCUCGGGGGAUUUGCUUGCCCCGGGGACCAAGGUUGAGGCAUGGGGCCACAGCGACCAUACCAAGGUGCAGGGGAUAUACAUCAAGGGCAGGGUGUUUACGACGCAGGCGCACCUGGCGUUUGACGAGGGCAUGGUGAAGCGGCAGAUCCAGAUGCGCGUCGACGGCGGGAGCAUCAAAGACCUGGAGCACGCGGAUAGGGCGGCCGAGACAGCCGAGAUGGACCACGACGGGGAUGUGGCGGCGGCUGCGAUCCUGCGCUUCUUUCACGACGAGCCCAUUGAGUAG
This is a messenger RNA of Chaetomium fimeti, 852 nucleotides long. RefSeq names its product class I glutamine amidotransferase-like protein. Lineage: Eukaryota; Fungi; Ascomycota; Sordariomycetes; Sordariales; Chaetomiaceae. The transcript has 2 exons. Gene Ontology annotation, cellular component: nucleus; cytosol. The coding region runs from base 1 to 852 and encodes 283 amino acids. The record is from RefSeq and is a predicted model, not a curated record.